Messenger RNA from Mytilus trossulus (common blue mussel), 11139 nucleotides. RefSeq names its product nucleosome-remodeling factor subunit BPTF-like. The coding region runs from base 222 to 8345 and encodes 2707 amino acids. Gene Ontology annotation, cellular component: NURF complex. Gene Ontology annotation, molecular function: zinc ion binding; RNA polymerase II cis-regulatory region sequence-specific DNA binding. Lineage: Eukaryota; Metazoa; Mollusca; Bivalvia; Mytilida; Mytilidae. Gene Ontology annotation, biological process: regulation of transcription by RNA polymerase II. The transcript is spliced from 23 exons. The record is from RefSeq and is a predicted model, not a curated record.
AACUAGACAAUAGAAUUUGCCGUGAAGCGAAGACCGAAUGGCGCCCAAGUUUGUUAGUAAAUUGUAAGUCACGUGACCAGCGUUUACGAAUAUGGCGGCUUACGAAAAUUUUCAACAUGGGUUCCAAACACUUCUUAUCCCCCCAUUAUGAUGGUGUAGUUACUGUAAAUUGCGAUUGUAGGGUGUAUUUUAUGGUGUCAUAACUUCUAAAUUGGUGGAAAAUGUCGACAAGGGGCAGGCGAGCAAGAGGCCGACCUCCAAAAACCCCUUUGUCGUCGAAUAGACCAAGAACAAGCAUAAAUUUCUUGCGCAAACCGAAGGCCCUUCAAAACAAAGAUGAAUCUAAUAACAGUUCAAGAUGUAGUACGCCAAUUAGCAUUCCAGGGACUCCAACGAGAAAGAAUAACAGAUUUGGUACUAGAGAAUCGACUGGUAGGGGUAGGACCUUUAUUUCACGUGUUGCUUAUGAUGAUGAAGUGGACGAGGCAUCCAGAUCAAGUAUGGUUUCUGAGGAUGGUGUUAUUGAUGACUUUGAAACAAAAUCUGAUCUUUCAGAUGAUUCUUUUGAAGAUUCUGAUUCAGACUUUAGUGAUAAUAGCCUCAGUACAGUUGCAAGCUCUGUUGGAAGGAGGCAUUUUUUUAUUCGCCGUCCAGUAUCCCCAGAUAUUGAUGAUGAGUCUGAAAUUCCACCCCUCAUCCUUCCGUCAAGUUCAAAUGAUUUAACAAUUCCUAAUGAUUAUUUGAUGCAAUGUCUUAGCAUAUAUGAAGUUUUACGACAUUAUAGAACUAUUUUAAGGUUAUCACCAUUUUCAUUUGAAGAUUUCUGUGCAGCUUUACUUAGUGAAGAACUAUGUAUUCUACUAACAGAAAUUCACAUAACCUUGUUGAGAUCCUUGAUUAGAGAAGAAGACGGCAAUAACACAACAUUUGGUCCCCAAGAUACAAAAGACAGUGUUAAUAUUGCAUUAUUCCAUAUUGACACAUUUACAUGGUCUGAACUCAUACGUUCCUUUCUGGAAAGUGACCGACAUUCUGCAGAUUCAGAUUAUGAAGAAGCAAUUAAAUCCUUAGAAAUUCCAGAUUAUCCAUUUGUUCAGCUACCAGAGCGUAUGAAAGUACUAAAAAUUUUAACCGACUUAUUUCUGGGUUCCAAUAGUGUCCGUGAAGAAAUCCUAAAUGAGGGCAAUAUACAGUAUGAUGACCACUGCAGAGCAUGUCAUAAAUUAGGAGAUUUAUUGUGCUGUGAAACUUGUUCUGCGGUGUACCAUUUGACAUGUGUUGAGCCUGCCUUAGAGGAGGUUCCUGAUGAAGAUUGGGUGUGCUCUAUUUGUAAGGCACAUAAGAUACAAGGAGUAACAGAUUGUAUCUCUGAAGCUGAGAAAAGUGGGAUACUCUGUCGACAAGAACCCAUUGGAUAUGAUCGUCAUCGAAGAAAAUACUGGUUUUUGAUAAGGAGAAUCAUUGUUGAGGGGGACAAUGAUGUUUGGUACUUCAGUACAAAAUACCAGAUAGAUGAACUGUUAGAGGUUUUAGACAAAAACAAGUAUGAGAGAGACCUUGUUAUGUUUAUUAAUGAGAUGAGGGACGAGAUGGUCAGACAGAUGAUGAUUACAGAGGAGUUGACCAAUGCCAGUAAAGGAACUAGGAAGUCUGCUAUUGAUAUGGAAAUAGCUAACUUAACAAAAGUGCAAUCAGAAAGAGUUAUUCAGAAAGAACAAGAGGAAAAGGACAGAAAGGCAAAAGAAGAAGAAGAUAAAAGGAAAGCUGAAGAAGAAAGAAAGAAAACUGAGGAGCAAAUAGAAAAAGGAAAGCAAAAUCAAGAGGAAAAAGUGGAAAGUAUGGAAGUUGCUGAAGAAAUUUCUGUUACUACCACAACAACUUCUGCUUCUAAUUCUUUUACAUCGGAAGCCGAGAUUGAUAGUCAGACUAAAGUGUCAAUAGAAAAAACUGAAGUGUCACAAACUACUACCACAACCAGUGUCAAAACAGUCACUUCUUCUAACACUGUCAUAUCAACAAGUUCUAGUGAUACUAAAUCAGACUCAGCAACAUCAUCAAAUGGCGCAAAAAUCAUAAAAAUUACUCCUGAAAUGUCUGUGGAAAUCUUCAAAAACGCAACUGCUAAUUCAUCAGGGAAAGUAAGUGAUUCUGCAGAAAAAUCUGAACCAACAGGGGAUAAAAAAGAGGAAAAUAAAACAAUUAUGAAUGUACAAUCUCUUAUACCUAAUGUAAAAUCUACGAUUCUAAAAGUUCAGGAUGAUUCUAGCACGCCACAGAAACAGACUAUAAAACCAACAAUAUUCAAAGUUCAAGAUGAUUCUAGUUCUGCUCAGAAACAGACAAGGACAGUGCUAAUUGUAAAUAGGGACGGUAACAAAGUGACGUUAGCCGUCAGUAAACAGCCAAUCACUGCUGGCGAUCAGAAUACUCCUACUACAGCCAUGUCUCUAUCUCAGUCUAUAAGUAAUGCUCUCACAUCUGUAACAUCAUCAGAAGGUAGAAAAAUUAUCACCAGGUCAAAGACUGGAUCAUUAACACCUAAAACAUUUACAGAUUCUGUUACAUCAACUACAACUUCUAAAUCUAUCAGUAAAUCAGGCUCUGAUGAUCUGUUGGUCAUCAAUAAAGACGGCGACAUAACCAGGAUAACACAUAGUAAAAGUUCAGUAUGGUCAUUGCAAUCUCAUCAGUACUUCAAAUUAGGCAUGGAAUGUAGUUUCAAGAACUAUUCAAACCAAUAUUCAACCAGUACCCUUGCACUGAACAAACAUCAACAUAAUGAAGAAAGAGACAAAAAACGAUUUCUAUCUCACAAGUUUAGUCUAACACCUUUAAGUGAAUUCAAAUGGGGUGGAUCUUGCAACGGUAGAAAAACUGUAGUACUACAGACAUUAGUGACGACAAUUACAAACUUAGAAUCUAAUCUUCCAUCUGCUUUAUUACAUCCUAACUGGCCACUUCAUCGGCAGAGUUGGGCUAACGCUGUACAAUUAUGUCGAACUCCUAGUGAUUUUGGUCUUGCACUUUCCAUAUUGGAAAGUUGUAUGAAGCCAGUUGUAUUCAAUCCAGUAUGGACAGAAGCCUUAGGACAUUCAAAACUGAUGAAAAUUACUGCUACUGAUAGGGAAGAGCUGAAGAAAAAAGAAAAGGAAAUCAGGAAACGAAAAGAGGAGGAGGAAGAUGCUAGACCCUUAGUUUGGAUUAAAUAUACUUUAGGUUUAAAGCAUCAGGUUUGGAAGCAGAAAGGUGAAGAAUAUAGAGUAACAGGGGGGCAGGGAUGGUGUUGGAGAAGUAAAACUAGAUCUUACAAGUAUGUACCACAGGAGACUGUCGGACUUAGAUCUGUGGCAAAGAAACUGCAAGCUAGAAAACGCAAGAGUGAAAAAGAUGGGGAAAGUGUUUCAAACCCUGAUGAUCAAUCAGUAUCAGUCAAAACUGAAGUUAAAAAAGAGGAAGUUGAGGUAAAAACUGAAGUGAAGGAAGAAAAUAUGGAAGUUGAUAAAGAACAGACGGAGAUUGUGGUGAAAAGUGAAAGUCCGAAAGUAGAAAGUCCUGGUAGUCAGGAAAUUAAAACAGAAAUAAAAACAGAGCCACCUUCUGUUGUGGAAUCUCAAGAUGGUGAAAUAUCUGGUGUCGAAAACUCAGGGAAUGAUAGUGGUGAAAUGUGCAAUACUGAUGAACAAAAAGUAGAAACGAUGAAAUGUGACACAGGUGAAGGUAAUCAAGUGAAAGAAGAAAUAGAUGUAGACAUAAAAAGUAGUCCGAUAAAAAACGAAAAAGAUAUUGACAUUGAAAGCAAUAGUCCAGUUAAGAAAUUAGAUGUUGAAAAUGGCAGCCCAGUUAAAAAAUCUGAAUUGGAUGUUAUACUUGUAGCUCCAAAAAAGCAUAGGAGUGAGUUUAACAUGGUUAAAAAAAUGGAGAUUGAAACCGUAGAGGAGAAUGACGAGAAAAAGGUUAUUAGUGUCGGUAAUAAGAAUCAUACCGUAACAAUCAAUGUGGCAGCAAGUAAAUUACGACCACCUAUUUUACAUAUAGACACUCUAGAUGUUAGCAAAGCUCUAAAUGAACGAUCUUUUUACGACAAAAUAACAAAACCUUAUGCAAAACUUGACAUGCUGCUUGCUAAGAGAACCAAACAGGAUGAAAUUGAAACAAAACAAAGGCAAGCAUUACAGCAACAGAUUAAUUGGAAAUUGAAAAGUGAGUUGAGUCCUGGUGCAAAGGAGGAUGAAAAUGAGGCUGAAAACAAGGAAAAAACCGAUACUGACGAGUCGGACCAUGACAUAUCAUUACAUCAUGAUGAAUCUUCACCAUAUACAUGUUAUUCCUAUUUAUGUCGUGGACAAGGGAAAAGUAUGUGUUACUCUCCUCUCUGUAUUCAUAAUAGGUCUCUUGAGGAAGAGUUAACAACAGGUUUGGAAGACAGUACCCACAAAAUGGAAGAAGAUGAAGAUGUGGAUGUUGAGGGAGAUAAAGAUGAAAAAAAGGACGAAGACAGGGGAAAGGAUGGAAAUAAAAAUGAGGACAAAAUGGAUGUUGAUGUCAUAUCUACAGAGGAUGGUAAGACCGAGGUUAAAAUGGAAGUGGAAGUUGGAGAAGAAAAGACCAAUUUGAAUUCUUCAAAUGGGGAAAAGAAGGACGUCCCGUCUGAAUCUAAAACUGUAAAGCCAAUUGUUGAUUCAAAAAAGGAAGAUGUGAAACAAAAAACUGGUGUGAAUAGUAGUAUUCCACCACUCUUGCAAAAUAAAAAGAAUCAGGGGUUCUUUACGGGUGCACAGCUAGCACUUAAACAAGCAAUAGAAAAAAUGAGUAUAGAUGAACUCAGAACUAAAAUGCCUCCAGUGAGGAGCACAAAACAUGAAAUAAAGUUAAUAAAAUAUUCUAGAUUUGGACAAAAGGUGAAUAAAAAGAAAGCCAAUUUACCUCAAUGUCAUAAAUAUCUAACUCCCAGUGGCAAAAAGACUAUGUUUGCUUUAGAGAAGCAUGAUCUCAGAAAGUUAGCCAGAAAAGCUGGCAAAACAGAGACAAAAGCAUUCAACUACAAUUGCAAAAUGAACAAUGUGAACUGGAUUUAUCCAUGUCCUCGACCAGUUUUUAAAACUGCUUGGAAAUACCGGACACAAACGGUAAAAACAUUUGGAUCUGUUGCAUUACAGUUACGUAUUAUGUAUGUGUGUCUGCGAUGGGAUGAUAUCUCCAUAAAACCUCCAGUAGGAGGUACUAACACUGUGUCGACUGAGAGUGAAAUUACAACUACUGAACUUCUCAAGCGUAGAGAUGUAGGGCCUCAUAUGCUCAGAUCUGAAUUUCUAGUCAGGAAAAUUGUAGUGCCUUUAGGAAUUACCUCUCAACCAAAAGAAAAAUACACACCUCAGAGAAGUGGGUUGAGAGAAAGAAAGAGGGCUGAAUCUCCAAAACAUACUGAACCUAGUGUUACUGAAGUCUGGACACCAGAAGAGGAACUGGAAAUCUGGGAAAUCAAACAGUUUGGUGAAAAACUUGCCAAACAAAGAGCUGCCCUAACAGAGAAAGUAAAUAUAGAACAAGCAAACCAGACAGCAGUCAAUGCGGCACAGCUCAAAGCCACGUUAGAAGUUCAACUCAAAGCACAGCGGCUAGCAUUACAGCAGAAACGACUGUUAGAAGCUCAGGGUAAAACAGCCGACUCUGUUUCCACUACACAAUCCAUCAUCACAGCUACAUUGUCCAGUUCUGGGGGAGGUACCAUCAUCAAAACCAUUGGUACUACCACAGGAUCUCUCAUUGGUACUGGUCCAACUAGUAUCCUGAAGAAUGUUCAAGUCCAACCAAAGUCACUUCUGUCACCAUCAGUGACAUCAGCAAUAUCCUCAACCACUCCUAACCAGCUGGUUAAGGUUCAGUUACCAAAAACCACCAUACAAAUACAACCAACUACUAGGCUGGCAUUAGCUCCUAAACCAGGGAUGGUGGCCACCACAAACACAACCAGUACCAUGCCCACUAGGAUAGUCAUACCAGGGAAUACAGCAACUGCUGCUACUUCUGCGCCAAAGUUAGCUGUCAAUACAGUCAGACCAGCUAAUGCAAACCCAAGCAACCCUGGAGGCCAGGUCCAAAAUCUCCAAAUAAUACAAGGACCAUCUGGACAAUUACAAGUCAGAGGUCUAUUACCAGGGCAGCAAAUCAUCAGGUUACCAGAUGGAAGAUUGCAAUUGCUCACAAUGCCAAACCAGCAAGCCACACAGGCCACCACUCAAGCAUCAGUUGUGCCACAGGUAGCUGUACAGAAACAAACUUCUAUACUAGUCAAUUCUCAAUCAUCAACAUCCAUACCUACAGCAGUAGGAUCAACUCCACAGCUUGUCAUCACAUCAAACCAACAAACCCUUACAUCACCUUCUAGAGUCCUCAUACCUAGCCAACUACAGUCUAAUGUCUCAGGGGCAGGUGGUGUUGUUUUAGCUAAACCCAUGACAGUAGCUGGAACACAGCUCAGACAACCUGGUCAAGUUACAAUAGUAUCUCAGGCAGCAACCCCCGGUCAGAUUGGUCUGACUGGUUCCCCAAUGAAAACUAUAACAGUAGCUAGACCAGCCACAGCUUCAGCUAGCAUAGCAAAGAUUGGUGGUCAACCAGUUAUCAUUUCUCAGUCUGGUGGAAGUUCUGCUCUUUCUGUAGCUAGCGCUUCGUCUCUGACAAAUGCAGCCUCAUCAGCCAUUAGACAGGUGAUCAUGACAACACCACAGAACACACCUGUUAAGGUAUCACCAGCACCAGGAACUGUUAUAAAUGCCAAUACAGCAGCAGCAUUACUUCAGGCUAGACAGCUCCAGAUUAGGCAGCAACAAGUCCUACAGCAGGUUCAACCACAACAGGUAGUACAGACCGCCCAACAGAAUGUGACAUCACUGUUGGCACAACAACCUAGACCAGCAUUACCUGUGUCGGCUGCUGGUAAUACUAAAUAUGCUGUCACUCCACAAGUUGUCCAACAAGUUGUGAGACAAGCUCUUAUGCAGAACCAGACUCCUGAAAUUCAAGCUAAACUACUUGCUAUGCAACGUUCAAUGGUAACAAAGCCACCCACUCCAACAAUCACAACUAUAUCACAGCCAAUGGACGAUGAUAUGGAUGAGGAUUCAAUGUCUUCAUUUGAUAGUUCUGUUGAGGAAUACAAACCCAAGUUUGGGAAACAACUAGAAGUUUCUAAAGACUCCAGAGAAGAUCAAAUGAGGAAGAUGGUGUGUAAUCAGGCAAUAAGAUCCAUUGUUGAUAAAAUAGAAAGGAAGGAAAAAGAUGCUAUGCGUAAAGUGAAGAAACAAGAAUUGGAGGAUGAAAAACAGAAAAAGAUGUUAGCCGCUAAAUUACAGCAAGCUUUGUUUAAACAUAAGGAGAUUGUGAAGAAAGACAUCCUUAAAAAGAGAGCUCUAAUGGAGAAAAAUCUGCAGGUAGAUAUUCAGCUUGAAGUUGCUGCCGAAUUGAAGAAGAGGCCAGUACAACAGCAGAUUCCAAUUAAACAACUGAAAGUGUCCCAUGGUAUACCUCAGCAGCAGACAAUCCAGUCUCCUCCUACCCAAGAUGUACCCCCAUUACAGCCUCCUCCAUCUAAACGUAAGAAACAGAAGAUUAUAUCUACAGGAGGAGGUAGAGCAUUGAAUCCCAAAGAGAAGUUAUACUGUGUGUGUAGAACACCAUAUGAUGACACUAAGUUUUAUAUUGGAUGUGAUCUGUGUUCAAACUGGUUCCAUGGUGGUUGUGUAGGUAUAUCUGAAGGAAAGGCCAAGUCAGUGGACUCGUAUACCUGUCCUGAUUGUAAACGUCAACAAGAAACUACAACAGAAGAACUGUAUUGCUUAUGUAAAACACCAUAUGACGAAUCACAAUUCUACAUUGGAUGUGAUAGAUGUCAAGACUGGUUCCAUGGUAAAUGUGUUGGAAUAUCAGAGAAAGAAGCUGGCAGUCUGGAUGUUUACCUAUGUCCUAAAUGUAAACAACAGGACAAAGAAGAUCCAAUAUCCAGUAAAGUACUCACAGAUACUGAUUAUGAGCAGCUCAAGAGAUUAGUCAAAAGUUUACAGUCACACAAGAUGGCCUGGCCUUUCUUAGAACCUGUUGAUCCCAAUGAAGUACCUGAUUACUAUACAGUGAUUAAAGAUCCUAUGGAUUUAACAACAGUUGAAAGAAGAAUACAGAACAGGCAUUAUGUGAAGUUGAUAGAAUUCAUUAAGGACAUUACCAAGAUAUUUGACAAUUGUCGUUUAUACAAUACACCUGAUACGCCAUUUUAUCAAUGUGCUGAGGUGUUAGACACUUUCUUUGGACAAAGAAUUAAAGCCUUAAAGGGGCGGUUAGGUAGUAAAUAGUGUGUUCUCUUCAUAUAUGUUAAUAGGCCGUAUCAUUAUUAAGCAAUCAAGUGCUGUCGUAUUGAGAUUAUAUGGCAGUUAUUACUAGAAUGAGCUACUCUUGUUAUACAUAUCAGAUUUCUGGACAGCAAACUUUCAAGUGAUUUUUCUCUUCUUUUUGUUUUUUUGGGGGCUCUUUUUUCAACAAAAACAUUUACAUUUGCAUAAACACUGAGAUAUGUUACCUUUGAUUGAUUUAUUCUGGUUCAUGUUAAAACCACAAAGUUAAGAAACAUAUAAGUAUAUACAGAAAAGUACAAAUAUAUUUCUGAAACUAUGACUUGAAAUGUUUUCAGUGAAAAUUGUUGCUUUUAUAUUUAUUCAAGCUGUGAAUCACAAUUUGACAUGGUAUUGGGGUGUAAACAAAAUACGACAGAAUUUUCAUACUUUUGUAAAAUGUAGUGGUUAUUGUACUACUUUCAAAAAUGCAAUAAAAUUUAUAGGUCAUAGACCUAGUUUUCAAAUUACAGGUUGUGAAAAACUGACACUUUUGUACAGAUUAUAUAGAGAAGAAGUAAUUUUAAGAGAAUAGAGAGAAAACUCAAAAAAUUCUUUUGAGAGUCAAUAAAAAAUAUUGAGAUUCUUCAUAAAAAUAAUUUGUAGACAUAGAGGAUACUGGUACCUGUUUACCUAGAGGCUAAUGUAAUGUUCUUGUUGACUGUGUAACAUAAAAAAAUGUUUGUAAAUUCUCUAAAAAUGACAGGUGCUUUAUUUCUCUAAACUAAAGAGUAAUCAAUUAUUAUUUCGUUGCUUACUUUAAAUUCAGUAUACACUAAUUUAGGUUUUGACGUCGGCUUCAUUUUAGGUUUGCUUGUUUUCAUAUAAACUUUACAAAUAUAAGUAUUGGAUAUAUUAUACUUCUGAAAAGACUUACUUUCAUUGGAAAUGCUUUGAGUUGAAAUAAGUUAUAUUUUAGUAAAAUAUAUUUGUGAGCAAAGUGGAGAAAAAUCCCACAGUAAGGAAGGGAAAUAUGUAAAUGAAAAUGGUCAAAGCAGCAGCAGGGUUUAAAGGGCAGCUACAGUAGGGAACUAUUGAGUGCAUUGUAUUAGAUUGUGUAGUUGAGAUUUCUUUGAUGUUUGACAGCCUUCUUUUUGACCUGAUAUGGGAUGGCUGAGUCCAUAUUUAAAACAUGAAAUUACUGGCUAAGACAUGGGCUGGUAAAAUUCUAACUAAACAAUUCAGACCUUGUUAAGCUGUUGAACCAAAUCAAUGAUAAUAGUUUUAUCUGCUUUACAAUAGAUCUAUUCAGUUUUUGAAAAAGAAACUUCCCAACCUAAGUGAAGGUCUGAAAUUUCAGAUUUUUAAAUGGCCUGCUCUUAGAUUUCCAACUGCGCUAGUAAGUUCAAAAUAGGCUGUCGAACACCAGAACAAUCACAGACUAGAGACUUGUGUUAGUAUCAUGUUGUAACUAUAGCCAUUAAUUUGUACAAAUAACAUUAACUUUUCAUUGCAUGAAUCAAAUGUAUCAUGAGGGGCCAUCUUUUGUUUCUUCCAUGUUGUAAGUCUAUCUACUUAUCAUACAACUAUGACUAUUAUUUUAGUAUAUCUUUGUUCAUUGUACAUAUAACAUACAUAAUGGUGAUGCAUAAACAAUAUACAUGUACAUGUUGUAAAGUUUUUGUUGAUGUAUAAAUAGCUGUUGGUGGGCUCUAUAACAUUUAAAACCUUUAAAAUUUGUUUGUGGAAUAUGACAUAGAUAUUUAUAUUGUAGUUAGAUUGUAGUUUUUAUUAAAUUGACCUUAUGUCCAUCCUGUGUCGCUAUAGCUGCGGAACCGUAGCUCUUAUGUCUUUAUGCCAUUUUUUGACUAAUUGCAUAUAUGGUCUACAAAUAGUCAAAAAAUAGCAUAAGGACCUAAGAGCUACGGUUCCGCAGCUAGUGUUGCUACUGAUGUUUCAUAAAAAUGCUAGCUAAUGAUUAAAAAGGCAUUUGAAAUAAAACUUAAAGAUUGAAAACAUCACAGGCAAAAUGUAAAUUUUUGAAAUCUUCUUUAAAAAAUUUCGAAUAUGAAAUAAUUUUUUCAUCUGUAAAUUACAUGAAUUGCUUUUGGUUAAUUCCAGUCAUGAAGUUUAGUGCUUAAUUGUUGUUUCAUUAUUUUCUUCAGUUCCUAUCAUUUUGAUCACAUCAAUUUUUUUUAUGAACUGCAAUCUUUUUAUUCAUUUUUUAUUCCAUACAUGAUUUCAUCAUUGAUUCAAAUUAAUAAAUAAAUACAUUAUUUGUAAAUUGUCAUUGAAUCAUAUUUUAAUAUAAUAAUUUAUUGUCAUCAUAUCUUAGCAUUUGAUACAUAGUAUUUAUUAUAUGUAAACAAAAUUAAUUUUAAAUGUCUUAGAAGAUCUGAGGUUUAGAAAUUUCUGUAUAAAUGUGUUUAUUCAUUGAAUAAACUUAGAAGACAUGGAACAUUUAGUUUUCAUUUGUCCACAAAAAUAUAGUUAACUUUGUUCUCAUGAUAGUGUAUAGGGAAUAUAACCAUGUACAAUGUUUGUGGAAUCUUGCAUGAUUCUUUGUUCACUCAUUCUGGUUUCAUUUAGUUUUCAUAUGAAAUACCUUUAAUUUGUCAAUAUAACAUUUGUGUAAAUUUUUCAGAUAUUUAACUGAAAGAAAUAAUAGAAGUAAAAAUGCCAUAAUAAACCCUGGUUUGUUUGAAUCACGGUCAACACUAAUUGGUAUUUUAGCCAAUUUUGUUGUGUCAAGAAAUAAUCUUGUGUCAUUUUGUGUCUACUAUGCAGAUUCUUUUUUGUCCAUAAAAUAUCAACAUAU